Messenger RNA from Actinia tenebrosa (Australian red waratah sea anemone), 3548 nucleotides. RefSeq names its product melatonin receptor type 1A-like. Lineage: Eukaryota; Metazoa; Cnidaria; Anthozoa; Actiniaria; Actiniidae. Gene Ontology annotation, cellular component: membrane. Gene Ontology annotation, biological process: G protein-coupled receptor signaling pathway. The record is from RefSeq and is a predicted model, not a curated record. Gene Ontology annotation, molecular function: G protein-coupled receptor activity.
ACUAGGGUCACGAAAAAACUCGCAAUACGUGCAGGAAACAAAAAAACAUACGGUUUUGACGUAUUAUUCAUGAUUUGAUUAAACUGAUGCAAUCCAACGAUUGAUGUCAAACUUAUUUUGAACAAUUCUGGAGUUUCGAGUGGUGGUGGUAGAAGACGUGACAAGCAAAUGGCUGUGCUGACGUAUAAUUCUGGCAAUAACUGUGAGCUAGACACGUCUUCUUCUAUAUACGACCAACAAUAAUCCAGGUGCCUUCAUUUGGAUUGCUCGAAAUAAACUUUAAUCUAUUUGUUUUCAAGAACACUUGAGGAACAUUGAAUUUCAAAAGGUCAGAACUAAUUGGUGAAAAAUAAAUUGAAAGCAAGUUUAAUUAAGAACAAUCUCCGUACUGUGCUGUUUUGGCGGUGACAUUGAUAGAAAACGUCUUUUCUUCACUUUCUAUAUUAUUCCGUGAGCGUUUUUUGUUCAUGUGAUAUUAGUUUGCAAACAUUACGCCAGCACAAAGAAGUAAAGCUGUUGUUAUCAAGUCAUCCCGUCAAUGUAGGAAGCAAUACCUUACAGGAUCAAGAAAUCGUAAGAAAUAUAUCUUAUGAUGUCUCAUUUGCCCAGCAUCAACUCGAGCUCCUUAAAGUCUUUGAGAUCAAGAGCACCAGCGUUAGUAAUCACAGAGACCUCUAUCUACACAAGUAUAUCUAUCGCAGCAUUAUUGGGUAAUUCCCUGGUACUAUGGAUUGUAUACAAGAACCGAGCCCUGCGUACAAUCCCAAACUAUUUCGUUAUCUCUUUGGCCUGCACGGAUAUUUCUAUGGCACUGUUAGGUACACCAUGGUCUAUAGUCGUACUUGCCACGGGAAGUUGGCCUUCAAACUUCGCUGGCUGCCAAGUUCAGGGAUACGUAGUUAUAUUGGUCGCAAUAGCCUCACUUCAAAAUCUAAUGAUYAUGGCUUUUAACAGGUACUGCCGCAUCGUCAAUCAAAGCUUAUACCGAAAAGUUUUCACAAAAAAUAGAACACGACUUCUUAUUUUCUUGGCGUACAUCAUUGCCGCAAUUUCUGCGCUACCUUACAUCAUUGGAGGGCAAUUCUAUGUCUUUCAACCCGGGAAAUUUUUCUGUUAUCAAAAGUCAAUGGUUGAGUACACUAUACCAUUGAUGUUAAUCUUCAUCGGAACACCUACGGUUAUAAUAUUAAUUUGCUAUCUCAAAGUCUUCUUCGCUCUGAGAAAUCAUCAAAAGAAUCUCCACAAACCUGAGUCCGAAAGAGGAUCUAAAUUUCAGAGAAUAACGGUUGAAGAAAUUCGUAUUACUAGAACAUUAUUCGCGACUAUUGUUGGAUAUUUAUUAUGUUGGAUGCCUGUGUUAUUUAUCGAGAUCAUAGACCUGGGUUUAGGCGAGGGGUCGCUACCUCGACAAGUAUACAUGAUGUUCACAAUGUGUGGAUUAUCGUCUUCUGCCAUCAACCCUGUAAUUUAUGGCGUAAUGAAUAAAACAUUCCGUAGAGAGUACAAGAAAGCGUUUAAAUGUGGGGCUAGUAACACCGUCCAACCACGCCAGUCUAACUCCAAAACUCGUCCUGUAAAUACAAUAAAUAAACUAUAUCAAAAGACAAAACUAAACGAAACCGAAACUUGAGUCGAAGGCCAUUGGUUUGUAAUGAUGAAGUGUGGAGAGACGGGACCGUCAUUUUACGUGGUCAUCCGAGCCACGUGAAGGUCUAACCAUAUGUAGAUGUAAUUACAAAGGCAGCACCUUCUCCUCAGUUAUUUCAAGCUCGCUAGAUACACCGUGCUCACGAGGCCUAAUACAGGCCGAAACAGCUGUCCACGGUUUCUGGUUGAGCUGGCUCAUUUUUUUACGUGACUUGAAGUUGUGAAAGACCCGUUAUCACUCUUCUUCAGUCGUUUCAUACAAGGUUCGUGAUUUACCUGUUACCCAUGUUCUUGGUACGCAUGUUCUUAUUUCAAGACUGGAUGUUGGUCCGACCGACGACAACUGAGCCAACCGGUUGGUGGUGGUAGACUUGCUGCUACACGUUUGAUUCAACCCCGGCUCUGAUGCGUUUCUGGCUGAAUAAGAGGUUUUUAUAGAGGCGAAUUCAUUCAUAUUUUGCCAAUAACUUUAGCUUCGUAUGAUGUAAAAUCUCUAACGAUAUUAAAACUUUUUGCCGUUCAGGCUUUUUCGUAAAUCAUCAACGAAAACUUUUGCGCUAGUGCGCAUGCUCGACAUUACGAGUAAAAAAAGUCUGCACAUGCUCUGAAUCCUUAUGCAAAUUAGUCAAAACAUAUGUACAUUUGUUAAUACAGUAUCUUGGUCUGACAAAAGUAUACUCGCAAACAUUUUUGGAUACUUAAUUGAAGAAAACAAACAUUUCUUUUCUCACUCAAACUCUUCAAAAUUCGUGCUGAAAUGAACGCACUCGCAAACGUUUUUCUCUAGUGUCACCUUAAAGUACUUUGCGAAAAAGGAAAACUGGCGUUUUUCAUUCUGGUUAGCAAUGUGAUUCGAGUUAAUUAUGCUAAUUUAUGCUAAUUACGAGAACUAAGAGGUUCCUUCAACAUAUAUUUCAGUAUAUUUCUGAGAGUAUUCGAUGAAUACCAUUCAAACUUUGCAGCAUACAUGUAUUCAAAACAUGCAACGUGAAGAUGCACAAACAGUGUCUGCCAUGGCAUCUAACAAAAAUUUUAGCUUUUCAGCGAUUGCUUUAUUUUUUUACUUGAACGGAAAACUGUUUGACUAUACUUUUUUGCCUAUGACCACAACAUAUUUCUUAAACUAGCCACAUUCGAUGCCAUCUCUUAUAAAGCCAGAAAUCUUGAAUAUUUUGGUAGGGGUGGCGUGGAACCGAGGUUGUUGCUAUGGCAAUUAAUUUAUAAUCUGCUUUGAAGAAGAGCUAGCGCUGACCAUAAUCCUACUAAAUUUGGUUGAUUUUGAUUGUAAUAAGCCAGUUCAUACUUUAAGAAUCGUUUUCACUCCGCAUGCGAUUUUAUCCCAAAUUUCUCGACUUCUUUUUUCUAAACCUCAUUUUGUUGUUAAUUAAAGAAAAGGUGAGAAAAUCGAAAAUAUGAACUGGCUUACUAUUUGGCUGACAUAAAUUACUAUAAUCCUAGGCUGGUCAAGUGCACCAUCACGUGACGGCGGCCAUGUUAGAUGGCAGGAAAGAUACAUUCGCUUUACGUGAGAUCUGAAGAACUCAAUUACAAAGGGAUUUAAUUGUUCUGCCAUCAAAGCGAAUCAAAGUCUAUCUUGUUAUCCAAACUUAAUGAUCGAUCCCCUCUUAACGUCUUUUCUGAAGAAAGAGAGGGGAAAAGAUAAAUUACCCAACCACGAUUUGGAUGGGGUUUUCAAUCAGGAGGAAACAGACUUCAUACGCCUGGAAACAGGUCGUCCGAAGGCACCCCAGAAAAUAAGGUAGCUAGUAGGAGUCUACUUACCCUAAAAGAGAUAUUAAUGCUAAUAGGAAAGACGACAACCAUGAUCAAACAAAAUCAUUUAUCGCGUAAUCAUAUACAAAAUUAAAACUAAAUCAACUGAUUAAGCAAUUGGCAUUGAA